Messenger RNA from Tarenaya hassleriana, 2820 nucleotides. RefSeq names its product putative SWI/SNF-related matrix-associated actin-dependent regulator of chromatin subfamily A member 3-like 1. Gene Ontology annotation, molecular function: hydrolase activity, acting on acid anhydrides, in phosphorus-containing anhydrides; nucleic acid binding; ATP-dependent chromatin remodeler activity. The record is from RefSeq and is a predicted model, not a curated record. The transcript has 3 exons. The coding region runs from base 57 to 2591 and encodes 844 amino acids. NCBI's taxonomy places the organism in Eukaryota, Viridiplantae, Streptophyta, Magnoliopsida, Brassicales, Cleomaceae.
AAAAAGGGUUUAUACCCUUCGCGUCGUUUCAAAUUCAAAACCUCUGUGUCUCUCCCAUGGCGGAUGAAGUAGAAUGGCAGUCCUCGAUGGCUUCACUGCAAUCUCAGGAAGCUUUUUCUGAGCCUUACAUGGUCGGCUUCGUCAUCGCGAACAUAGUAGGGUUACAGUACUACUCCGGUCGAAUCAACGGCAGAGAAAUGGUCGGUCUUGUUCGAGAACCCUUGAACCCGUACGACGAGAACGCCAUCAAAGUAGUCAACACGCGAGCUGUACAGGUCGGUCACAUCGAGCGGGCCGCGGCCGCCGUUCUGUCGCCGUUGAUAGAUACUCGUACGAUCGUCGUCGAAGGUAUCGUACCCAACUCUCGUUCUGGUAGCAAUAGAUUCAAAAUUCCCUGUCAAAUCCACGUCUUCGCGAGUUUAGAAGCGUUUUCACAAGUGAAAUCGGCGAUUUUGCGAGGUGGGUUGGUUUUGAUUCCGGAUUCUGAUACAUCUUUCGGGCUAUCGGAGGCUGUUGUGGUUAAGGAACAGAUGGGUGAACGACAGAACAAGAGCGUAGAUCAGAUAUUCAAACUGGUUGAUAAAAAUGUGAGGAAAAAGGAGAAGAUGGAGGCUGUUGAUCCGCCAAGGGAAGUGAUAAAAUCCAAACUUUUCGUUCAUCAGAAGGAGGGUUUGGGUUGGUUGCUUCGCAGGGAGAAUUCUGAGGAGUUACCUCCGUUUUGGGAAGGGAAAGAUGGGGAAUUCAUAAACGUUUUGACAAAUUACCGCACGGAUAAGCAGCCUGAGCCUCUACGUGGAGGAGUAUUUGCUGAUGAUAUGGGUUUGGGUAAGACCCUCACUCUGCUUUCCCUGAUAGCUUUUGAUAAACAUGGAAAUCCAUCCAGCAGUAUGCCAGAUGAAGAACCCCUGGACCCGGGAGUCGACAACACCGGGAAGAAGGGUAAGAAAAGGGGUAGAGGAAAGAGCAACGCAAGCGGAACACGUAAAAAACAUAAACCUGAUGGCUUUGGUGUGGGUGUGGCUGAAAAGACAACGUUGGUCGUUUGUCCACCUUCUGUAUUUUCGGCAUGGGUGACACAGCUAGAGGAGCAUACAGUACCAGGGUCCUUGAAGGUGUAUAUGUACCAUGGUGGUGAAAGGACAAACGAUGUAAAUGAACUUAAGAAGUACGAUAUAGUGCUGACUACCUACAGCACUUUGGCCGUUGAGGAAGCCCGUGAAGAUUCCCCCGCCAAGAAAAUGGAGUGGCGACGGAUAAUUCUUGAUGAGGCACACAUUAUUAAGAAUGCAAAUGCUCAACAGAGCCGAGCAGUCAGUAAUCUGAAGGCUCGUUGCAGGUGGGCUGUCACAGGGACCCCUAUUCAGAAUGGAUCCUUCGAUUUGUUCUCUUUGAUGGCAUUUCUCCGGUUUGAGCCAUUCUCAAUCAAGAGUUAUUGGCGAAGCUUGAUACAACGCCCACUUUCUCAAGGGAAUAAGAAGGGGCUCUCUCGUCUACAGGUUUUAAUGGCGACAAUUUCUUUGCGGAGAACAAAAAACAAGGAGUUAAUCGGUUUGCCACCUAAAACUGUUGAAACUCGGUAUGUGGAACUUUCUCCGGAAGAACGUCAGAUAUAUGAUCACAUGGAAGGAGAAGCUAAAGAUGUUGUGCAGAACCUCGUAAAUACCGGCAGCUUGAUGCGCAAUUACUCAACUGUGCUGAGUAUUAUUUUACGGCUUAGACAGCUUUGUGAUGAUGUAGCUCUGUGCCCUCCUGAACUGAGAUCUUUUUCCACUUCCUCAGCCAUUGAAGAUGUAUCUGAUAAGCCAGAGCUACUGCAAAAGCUUGUGGCCGUACUGCAAGAUGGGGAAGAUUUUGAUUGUCCAAUCUGCAUCUCCCCGCCAACCGAUUUUAUCAUCACUCGCUGUGCUCACAUCUUCUGCAGAGUCUGCAUUCUCAAAACCCUUCAGAGGACUAACCCGUGCUGCCCUCUUUGUCGUGGCCCUCUAACUCAGUCUGAUCUCUACAGUGCUCCUCAAGAGGCUUCCAAUACUGAUGGAGACACCAAAACAGCUUCACCCAAAUCUUCCAAGGCCUUGGCUUUACUGUCACUUCUCCUUGAAUCCAGACAGGAAGACCCCAACACAAAGUCUGUUGUGUUCUCUCAGUUCAGGAAGUUGCUGCUGCUUCUAGAAGAGCCGCUUAAAGCUGCGGGUUUCACCAUUUUACGGUUGGAUGGGUCGAUGACCGCGAGGAAACGGACCCAAGUGAUAGGAGAAUUCGGGAAUCCGGAUUUGAAAGGUCCCGUGGUGUUACUCGCGAGCCUCAAGGCUUGUGGAACUGGUAUUAACCUAACAGCAGCCUCGAGGGUUUACCUGUUUGAGCCAUGGUGGAACCCAGCAGUUGAAGAACAGGCCAUGGACAGGGUUCAUAGGAUCGGACAGGCUCAGGAAGUUAAGGUUGUCAGGCUGAUAACCCGGGACAGCAUUGAAGAGAGGGUUCUAGAGCUUCAGCAGAAGAAGAAGAAGCUGGCGAGUGAAGCUUUUAGGAGGAGACCCGGGAAAGACCAGAGGGAGGUUAAUGUAGAAGACGUCCUUGCUCUCAUGUCAAUCUGAAUAAUCACCUUCACAUAUUCCAUACUCUUUUGCUUCUGAAACUCAAACCCUAGCCGACAUUUUGUAGGUUUGGUUUUGGUUUUGGUUGCUUCUUUCACAAGUAACUGGUUAGCGGUUAGGUCAUGGGAAACGACCCUAUUUUGAGCACUUGGGUUGAGUCCGUUUUCUUUAUUGUAAAUGUAGUUUCUCAGAUAAUCUUGAAUGAAAUUAAUGGGUCACAGUUAUGAUA